Messenger RNA from Fusarium pseudograminearum CS3096, 354 nucleotides. RefSeq lists its product as uncharacterized. NCBI's taxonomy places the organism in Eukaryota, Fungi, Ascomycota, Sordariomycetes, Hypocreales, Nectriaceae. The coding region runs from base 1 to 354 and encodes 117 amino acids. The record is from RefSeq and is a predicted model, not a curated record. The transcript has 4 exons.
AUGCAGUUCCAACUCACCACUCUUCUCGUUCUGCUCGCUGCUGGUUUCCACGCAGUAGAAGCCAACAAGUGCCUUUACAACCCAGCUCGCCUGUGCUCCGAGGGAUGUCCCAACGGAGGCUGCACUGUUCCCAACAGCCCCGGCGAUAACUUCUCCUUAUCCAUUCAAAUCACUUUUACCACUGUAUUGAUCUUCAUGGGCGUUGCGUUCACAAGUGUGUGGGGCCAAAUAGUCAUCUGUUUGAGAAGCUGUUCGGAGCGGGUUAACCCUGGAAUUGACCAGAAGGGGCAGGAAAGGGGUGGCAUGGCCAGGGAUGUGACUAUGUGUACUGUUAAGGGCAUCCUUCCUGGAUGA